AUGGAGCCUGAUAGUACAAUCAAAGAUGAAAGUCUUGACGAAAAGACCAACGAGAAUAAAGAUGAACAAACAGAUCAUAGCACAGGACCAGAUGUCACAAAAGAUAACAAGCCUGAUGAUAAGGAACCAAAAGAAGAAUCGGAAAAUAAAACAAAUGAGCAAGACGAUGAAAAUACUGAUCAACAAGCACCUGAUAUUGUUAAAGUCACAGACGAAAUUGAUGGAUUCGUUACUCUUUUAUCAUCGCACACGGGUGAUGAUGAUGAGGAACCCCCAGAAAUUCAAGAUUCACUCGAAAAAUUUGCCUUUGUCGCGGAAGCAAAAAUAGCAAACUACGAUAUGAUGGAUAAUCCUGUCAAAUGGAGCCAACUUUCCGAAGAAGAAACAACUAGUCUUCUCGAAAAUGUAGCUCGAAUUCACAAACUUUGUGUAUCACUUGCGAAAUUCUCUAAACAUUCAAAUUACGCCUUGACUCUCAACCGUUUUGGAGGAAUUCUUCAACGUGCUUUGUCCUUUUUUGAAGAGGAAUUCAGGUUAUUACUUGAAGACUAUGAUGCCAAUAACAUUGAGUAUUCGUCAGAUCCGGAUCCAGAGCAGGAGCCUCCAGAGGUAAACUAUUUUCCAGGAUAUUCAGACGAUAUCAUAGCCAAGUUGAACAAACUGGGGCAUGCAUUGAUAUCAGCUGGACAUGAAACAGAAUGUUGUCAACUGUAUUUUCUGGAGCGAAGAAAAGCAUUAGAGGCGACUUUUGACAGAUUGGGAUUCGAAAAGAAUAGUAUUGAUGAUAUACAGAAAAAAAGUUGGGAGUCUAUGGAGAGAGACAUUGCCACCUGGAUCAAAACAUACAAGGAAUUCUCUAAAAAUAUCUUGCCAUCAGAGCGAAACCUCAUUGAAUCUGUCUAUGCUGGACACGAAUCUGUAUCCCUUAACUUAUUCAGAAUACUCUCUCGAACCUUUUUAAUUCAACUUUUUAAUUUCUCAGAGGCUGUCGCCAUGACAAAGCGUUCUGACGAGAAGCUUUUCAAAUUUGUGGAUGUCUAUGAAACAUUGCGAGAUCUGAUUCCUUCCUUGGAUGGACUAUUUCCUGCAGAUGAUGUUGUUCUUGAGCUGAUAAAAUCAGACGUAAACUUGACUCGUUGCAAGAUUGGUGAGACUAUUAUAUGCAUUUUUAUUGAGCUCGAAAACAAAAUAAAGACUGAAAGUGGUAAAACUCCCGUCCCUGGGGGCGCAGUACAUCCAAGCACACGUUACACACUAAAUUAUCUAAAAGCAGCAUGCGAGUACAAGGACACAUUAGAACUAUUGUUCAAAGACCAUCAAAAAAUCGAACGAGCAGAUUCACAGAGGUCCACCUCAGACUACAAUGCAGCAAAUAACCAGCCGUCGAAUAAUAAUGAAGAGGCCACUGUACAGUCCCCAUUCCAAAUUCAAUUACAAAGAGUGAUGGAUUCCGUGGAUAUAAAUCUCGAGGGGAAAUCUAAGUUGUACAAAGACCCUUCACUAAGCCUAAUUUUCCUAAUGAAUAAUGGACGAUACAUAUUACAAAAAGUAAAAGGAUCACCAGAAAUAAAAGGUGUCAUGGGAGAUCCGUGGAUUCGAAAGCGAUCAUCAGAUUUAAGGUCUUAUCAUAAGAGUUACCAAAGAGAAACAUGGGGUAAAGUGUUGCAGUGUUUGACUGCUGAGGGAUUGACAGUGCAUGGUAAAGUGUCCAAGCCACAAUUGAAGGAAAGGUUCAAAAGUUUUAAUGCAAUGUUUGAUGAGAUACAUAAAACACAAAGCACAUGGGUGGUAACUGAUGAACAACUUCAGUCGGAGCUAAGGGUGUCGAUAGCUUCGUUAGUGAUACCGGCUUACAGGUCCUUCAUGGCUAGGUUCAGUUCAACAUUUACACCAGGAAGGCAGACGGAGAAGUAUGUAAAGUACCAGCCGGAGGAUAUAGAGACGUACAUUGAUGAGCUUUUUGAUGGAAGUUCUGCAACCCAAAUGGGAAAGAAGAGGUGAUCAUCAUCAAAAUAAAUUUUAUGAGUAAUAGACAAUGGAGAGAUUUCAUCAAAAAUCUCUGUGUAGUGGAACAAUUAUGGUUUUUUAUAAUUUUUUUUGUUGUUUUUAAGAAUACUUGAACUUAUUGUAAUGUUAAAUAGCUCAAAGCC
Molecule: messenger RNA, 2150 nt
Organism: Daucus carota subsp. sativus
Lineage: Eukaryota; Viridiplantae; Streptophyta; Magnoliopsida; Apiales; Apiaceae
Product: exocyst complex component EXO70C2
Exons: 1
Coding region: 1-2001 (666 amino acids)
Biological process (GO): exocytosis
Cellular component (GO): exocyst
Molecular function (GO): phosphatidylinositol-4,5-bisphosphate binding
Source: RefSeq, a predicted model, not a curated record